AUGUAUGACGAAUCAGAAACCGCCAACGAUAACCGGUUCUACUACGUCGGCGAUUUGUCCCGACUUAAAAAACCGUGGCUAGAGGAGGCGGACUAUAUUCCGACGGUGAUAAUCUACGGAAUAGCAUUUAUUGUAGGUGUGAUUGGAAACGGAUUAGUGAUAUGUGCCAUUGUUGGAGAUAUCAAACACCGAACAAAUACAACAAUAUUUUUGCUGAGUUUAGCGACUUCGGAUGUACUGUUUUUGGUAGUGUGUGUGCCAUAUGAGUUGAGUCGACAUUUUAUUGACCAUUGGCAACUGGGCUCGUUUUUGUGCAAGUUAUCUGGCUUCAUAGAGAUGUUGACUGCUGUGCUAACUGUCCUAAACCUUACGAUUGUUAGUAUGGAAAGGUAUGUGGCUAUCGUGCACCCAAUGAGGUCCCGGUAUUACUGCACGUUCGGAAACAUGCGGCGCAUUAUACCGCUGGUAUGGCUGCUGGCCACUCUGCUGUCUUCUCCGGCUUUCCUCAUCAUGUCAACAGAGUUGUCCGUAUUCUACAACAAUCAAUCCAGUGUGGACAUGAUGUUCUGCUCGGACCAUGGCGUUGCUGAUGCCUACCGGUUGGCUUUUGCGUGCUAUCAAUUCUUGAUCAUGUUCAUGGCACCCGCGAUCAUCAUGAUAGUUUGCUACUCUCGCGUCAUCCAUGUUCUGUGGAUCAGCACUAAACAAUUGGUCAAAAUUACUCCUCCAGACAGAGCGUGUGAUGCAUUGUUUCUCACAAGGAUUGAGACUUGUAGCCUUGGAAUGAACAGCCCUGCUGUACCCAGACUCCUAAAGCGAGCCAUCAUUAGCCAUAAAUCUAAAGUUCUAGCUAGCAGACGUCAGGUAAUUAAACUGUUGCUGAUUAUCGUUGUGGCGUUCUUGCUUAGUUGGGGCCCAAAACUGACGCUAAGAAUUAUCCAAAAGCUUCGGUUAGAUAUAUUAUUUUCGGAAUCUGCAUAUGCCAUCAAGGUAUUUGUCGACUGGUUGCCUUAUAUUCAGGCUUGCAUCAAUCCAGUAUGUUACUGCUUCAUGUCGAGAAAGUUUCGACGAAGUGUUCGAGUAAUGUUUGCUCGACCCACACGCAGGAGUCUUCAAGAAAGUGCUAAUGGUUACCAGACUGUGACGUCAUCAUCCGACCCACGUAACAAACCAAACCAAACCUACGUACAUCUAGUGUUUCGUGAAGAUUCGUAA
Messenger RNA from Mya arenaria, 1215 nucleotides. Its product is annotated as QRFP-like peptide receptor. The record is from RefSeq and is a predicted model, not a curated record. The coding region runs from base 1 to 1215 and encodes 404 amino acids. Gene Ontology annotation, molecular function: G protein-coupled receptor activity. NCBI's taxonomy places the organism in Eukaryota, Metazoa, Mollusca, Bivalvia, Myida, Myidae. Gene Ontology annotation, cellular component: plasma membrane. Gene Ontology annotation, biological process: G protein-coupled receptor signaling pathway. The transcript is spliced from 6 exons.